UUCUACAUAAUACUCUCUGUAGUCUCCCUCUCUCUGAAGCCAUGGAGGAAGUAGUAAUCAUUGGAGCAGGAAUCGCCGGGCUUGCAACGGCCCUCGGUCUCCACCGAAAAGGGAUAAGAACCUUGGUCCUGGAAUCUUCCGAUUCGCUCAGGGCUUCCGGCUUCGCUCUCACCAUAUGGGCCAACGCCUGGAAAGCCCUCGAUGUCCUGGGUGUCGCCGACUCGCUGCGCCAAACCCAUCUCCCCCUCCAACGAAUCGUUGCAAACUCUGCCUCUUCUGGAGGCAUGACUGCUCAGAUCCUCUUUUCAGCUCAGGGGAAAAGGGGAGAACUGGAAGUGCGUUGCUUGAGGAGAAGCUUGCUUCUUGAGGCUUUGGCAAGGGAACUGCCUCCAGGCACAAUAAGGUACUGCUCCAAAGUGAUUGGAAUCGAAGAGGAUGGCUACUUGAAGCUCCUGCACUUAGCUGAUGGAUCUUCUCUCAAAACUAAGGUCUUAUUGGGAUGUGAUGGUGUGAACUCAGUGGUAUCAAAAUGGCUAGGACUUAGCAAGCCUACCUUUUCCAAACGCUUAGCCACUAGAGGCUUUGCUGUGCUUCCUCAAGGGCAUGGCUUCAAGCAUGAGUUCUUGCAAUACUCUGGAGAAGGCUUUCGAUCAGGGUUUUUGACUUGUGAUGAAAGAAACAUUUAUUGGUUCUUCACCUGGACUCCCACUGAUCAUGACAAAGAAGCUGAAGAAAAUGCUAGCAAGAUGAAACAGUUAAUUUUGAGUAAAAUGCGCAAAUCAAAGCUGCCCGAGAAAAUCAUCGAAGUCAUAGAGAAAAGUGAAAUGAGUGAACCAGUCUCUUCUCCACUGAGAUACAGAUGGCCUUUUGAUUUACUCAUUGGAAAUAUCAGCAAAGGCAAUGUUUCUGUUGCUGGAGAUGCACUUCACCCAAUGACCCCUGAUAUUGGCCAAGGAGGAUGCUCUGCACUCGAAGACGCCAUUGUUCUUGCUCGAAGCUUGGGUGAAGCUAUUCUUGCAGGAAAGCUUUGCAAGACUGAGGAAGAAGAGUAUAUGAUCAUUGACAAGAGUUUGGAGAAGUAUGCGAAGGAGAGGAGAUGGAGGAGCUUUGACCUUAUUGCUACUGCUUAUCUUGUUGGUUUAAUGCAGCAGAACGAAGGAGCUGUUAUGAGAUUUUUAAGGGAUAAGUGCUUGGCUGGGAUUUUGGCAAGGUUGCUUCUUAAGAAAACUGAGUUUGAUUGUGGGAAAAUAUGAAAACUCUUCAUGCGGUAUUUUUAAAGUUUUGGGAGGUAAAUAUUUGUAUAUUGGUGAAAUGUGUUUGAGGAUUUCAUGUUAUGCUGUUUGGUUGUGGAAUUUUCAAUGGACGCUAU
Phalaenopsis equestris is the source of this 1369-nucleotide messenger RNA. Its product is annotated as FAD-dependent urate hydroxylase-like. Bases 42 to 1253 code for a protein of 403 amino acids. The record is from RefSeq and is a predicted model, not a curated record. Gene Ontology annotation, molecular function: FAD binding. NCBI's taxonomy places the organism in Eukaryota, Viridiplantae, Streptophyta, Magnoliopsida, Asparagales, Orchidaceae. The transcript has 6 exons.